AUAGCAACCCUGAAUAGUCGAAUUAAGGAAUUUGAAGAAAUAGAAAGAAUUGCAAGACGGCGUCUUUAUUUUCUGCUUAAUUGCCAUAUUAAUUACAAAAGUUUGAAUUUUUAAACAAUACGUGUCGUCCUUGAAUAGUUAAGGAAGUUAACACGGGAUUAAAAAAAACUUUCAAUAUGGGAGAUCAACAGUUCUUUCUGAAAUGGAACGACUUUCAGACGAAUAUGGUAACUUCCUUUAGGCAUUUGAGAGACGAAAAAAGUUUUACAGAUGUGACACUGGCAUGUGAAGGACAGACAUGUAAAGCACACAAAAUGGUGCUCUCAGCUUGUAGUCCAUACUUCAAAAGCUUAUUAGAGGAGAACCCGUCAAAGCACCCCAUAAUCAUCCUAAAGGAUGUGUCAUACCUGCAUCUGCAGGCGAUACUAGAGUUCAUGUACGCUGGAGAAGUCAAUGUCUCCCAGGAGCAACUGCCUGCCUUCCUCAAGACUGCUGCACGCCUCAAGGUAAAAGGCCUGGCCGAGCCGCCGCCGCAGAUGCCGAGCAUCAAACGGGAAGGGUAGCCCAGUGUCAAAGACUUUAGUGAACGCAAACACCAAUGUAUAAAUAACAAUAAUUUACACUCUCCCACACACUCACAUACACACAUAUAUAUUUUUAUAUGGCAUAUUUGACACCUGUGUCCUAGUUAGCAAGGACCUUUCGUAUUAGGGCUAUAUUUAGGUUAUUUAUAUCUGGCACCAAAUAAUCACAUGCUGAGUUCAUCUCAUGAUAUCCUGAAGAGAAUAUAAAAAAAAACCUAUCCUACAAACACCACAGUCCAAUCAUCAUUUUUGCCUACCUAUGGUAGCAUCGGCUGACAAGAGUUCACUUUUGAUAAAAUUACAAAGAUCUGGCUAUCACAGGCCCACAAAUUUACAAAGACGACAAGUUAGGUGCCAGGUAAAAAUAAUUUAUGUAUACAUGUUAUUAUCAUUUGCAUCAUUUUUAAAUUGUAUUUGAAGUAUAGGCCAGUCAAUUAAGCAAAAUAAAUCAAACAUAAAAAUGAGAAAUUGUAAGCUGUAAACUUGUAUACACUUUUAUUUUUUCGUUCUAAAAAUUGUCUAAAAAGUCUCAUAUGGGUGAUUGGCAUUGGAACACACUCUGCCCUCUGACAAUUUUUUUUAAAGAAUAUUUGCCAUGUAUAUUUUAAAAAUGGUAUUUCUGGUAGAGCAUAUGAAAAAAGUUUUUACAAUACAAUACAGUUUUCAUACAAUUUUCAUAAAAUGUUAACAUUAUUGGAGCUUUGAAAAUGAGAUAACAGGGAAAAACUUAAUUUUUGUGUCUUUUGACCAUGAUUGUCUUACAACGCAGACAUGAGAGUUUAUGUGACUUUUGAAACAAGCUUUAGGACACAGAAAUAAAGGUAUAUAAGAGGUGACAGUUUAUUAUUUUAUUAUAUUUAAUUUCUAAGUGAAAUCCUUAUUUGACUAGCCUAGAUAUAAACAAUUUCCAACAAGUUUUGUUGGACGCGAACUAAAUGCAAGUAUUCGUAUGACGCUAACAACAAUUGCUUGCAUCAGCAGCGUUGUUGUAUAUUAAAUACAUUUUCUUUAGCGCUUUGAGCAAUCUGACGUUUCUUCAAAUGUACAGUCUUAAUAUAUAGAAAUUUGGAUAAGUUCAUUUGAAAGCAAUAAUUCAUAGAUUAUAAAUCGAUAUAGAAUCUCUAUAUAGCAGGAUUUUUUCUGACGUGAAUUUAUUGAAGACAAUUGUCAAGUUCAUAGUCGCUUUUCCACUAAGCGACAUUUUUAUCUAUUAUGUGGCCUUAGUAUGGUAUUUGUGAUUUGAAGUUGUUAUUGAAAUUGCAAAGUGACAAAUUUUGACAGAUUUUGGGGGUACGAGUUUAAAUUUUAUCUAUUUCUUCUGUAGAAUUUAACCCUCUUUGUUUACUCAUAAAAAAAAUCUUAACCUCCAAAAUCAUCACAUAUCUAAUAUUUAAACAUAAUCUUAUGCUAGAUGAUGUAAUAAACAAAUCAAUAAUAUAAGUUGAGUGUAAUAUUUUAUAUUAUUGAUUUUAAUAUAUGAGACAAAAAUUGGAAAUAACUAUGGUAAAUAGUUGCAAGAAAUUUCUAUUAAUGUUCCAUAUCAGCCUAUUUUAAAUAUGACUAGUCGACUAAACAUCCACUAAAGGUCACCAUGGUCAAGCUCCAUAAUUGGCUACCUUACUACUACCAAUGCUACCAAUGCUAGAAAUAUGAGCUGACGAACUUUCUACCUUCAUAAAAUAGGUAUGUCAGGCAGACAUAAGUCCGCCAGCCAAUCUCAACGACUGGACCUUAUCACGUCUCAUAUAUUUUAAAUGUUAUCUUUAUAGAAUAACAUGGCAAUAAUAAUAUUACAAUCAUAAUUAAAACAAUAAUUAGUGAGGAGGCUCUCAUUCUGGAGACCUGACCACCGGUUGCACCAGCGGGCAAUCAGACAGAAGUGAUAACUUAAACUAGCGUUAUGCGUGAGAGAAAGGGAAGCCAGACAGAAUGGCGCCGUAACGCGUUACGUUACGAAUCGGUUCACCCUCUCAUAUGAAGUUAUCACUUCAAAUAAAUAAAUGGGAGUAUAAAUAAUCACAAUCACAAAGAAUGCGCUUUGUCGUUUAUUGUUAAAGCGAUUGUGUCAUUUGUAUACAGAUGUGUUAUUAAUAAUUAUAAUUAUAAUUAAUAAUUAUAAUUAAUAAGUAUAAUUGUAUCAAAAGAAGUAUAUUAUCUGACAAUUGCAAACAGAUUGUGGUCGCAAGCACACUUUAGACUCCAACCUUAGUUACCUGACGACCAAAGUAUUAGCUUAUAACCUCCGGAUAUCUGAACUAAAGUCUGCUUAGCGAGCAUAUCGAAAAGUUGGUUGCUGGUUAGUUAACUGUACGAACUAGUAUAUAUAUAUAUAACUAAUAUAUAUAUAUUAACUGGAAAAAUAAAAAAAAAAAACAUAUUUUCUACUAGCAGUUUUAACCAUCCUAUGUAUAAAUGGUAAAAAGUGGAAAAUCCGUAUUCUUGGUGAAACCCAUUUUAAAAAACGUUACGCGUCUCCUUGACAUCCGCAUUCAAAAUUUAUCACUAACAACAGUUACUUAAUACUUUAUGGUACAAUUACUACCAGCAACUUCAAUGAAUGUCUGAUGUAGACAGUAUCCACCAAGGGAUGCCUUAUGAUACUUUCCAAUACAAAAAAAAAUAUUUCUGUUUAGGAAAUAAAUGAAAUAUUUUAAUGUUUCUUGGAAAACGUUAAAAUAAUAAUAUUUCUUAUACUUCUUUAAAGUGUGUUUAUCUAAUUAAUUUUAAUAUUUUUAACUCCUGAAUUAAUUCUUUACGUUGGAUCGAUUUUCACAUCGUAAAUUGCUUCAUUGAUUUUAUUGUCAAUUUUAUUAAUAAUAUUUAGAAAGGACAGGAUAAUGAAAUAUUUGCACAUAAACAGAAUUUCAAUUAAUCGGGCUGAUAAUAAUUUAAUUUUGACGACCUAUCACAGAUUUUAUGACAGAUUUUUCGUUUUCGUAAGACGUGCGAUUGCAAAGUGUAAGUUUAAUUUUUGUCGACAAAAUGGCUGAGAAGUUUUGCAAAAAAAAUUGAUAACAAAAUCUAAAUUCGUUUAUUUUAAGUAGGCUUUAGAUUUGUAGGGUUUUUAAACGUUAAGUUUGUCUAUUAGUAGGGACUCUUUCAGUGGUUCAAAAGGCUGGUUUUGCUAUUUUUCUCGAAACCUCACUAUUUCAAUGGUAUGUCAACUAAAAGUUUGUAUUGGAAUGUCUCAAUAAUAUCUGUUGUGAUGUCUGUAUAUCCGACCUUUUUUAACCGACUUCAAAAAAAGGAGGUUUCUCAAUUCGCCCAUAUAUAUAUUUUUUUUAUGACAUACAAAUGUCUCUAAGACCUAUAGUGUUUUAUUUUAGCUGUCAUGCUCAUUAACAGCAUAAUAUUUUUUACUUUCUAGUUUUUAUUAUUUUUUUUGAUUGAUUUUUAUCAAAAAUUUUUUAAUUUAGUUUUAAGCACAGGUCGCGUCGCUUUUAUUGAAUGUCCAAAAAAAGAAUUCACUAUAGUUAGUUCGUAUUUAGAACCAGUAUUUUUUUAUUGAGAACUCAUGGUGGCGUCAUUUGAUAUUACAAUUUUUUUAGAAACUUCACCUUAAAUGUUUUUUUUUUCAGAACGCCAUCUCAAAGCAAAUAUUAAAGUCGUCAGGACCUGUUAUUUUUUUAUGAGCUGGCGUCAUUUCAUAUCACCAAAUUUUUUUUAGAAACUUCACCUUAAAUGUUAUUUUUUUUUCAGAACGCCAUCUCAUAACUCAAUUCCAAUUCCAACUUCCAUAAUGGCAUUAGCAUAUUAUUAUUCUUGUUAGGAAGACGCAAGCUUAGUACAAAUUGUAUUCAACUUUUAUUUAAAAAAAUCUAAAUCAUGUAAGUAUCUAAUAAUAAAAUUAUACUUCUAUCUACUAUGGAACGCAACGCAGUUAUUUAUAAUAUGCACAACUCAUUUAUUUUAUACAAUGAGAUUAAUUGUAUACUAUGCGUUAUUUACUUAGCUUUAAUUGAAACAUACUCAGAGUCACAAUUAUCCGCCCACUUUAAUACGACGCGAGUGUAUUGUGGGCGGAUAAUUGUGCCUCUGAGUACAUAACGCACUUUUGAAGUAGCAGGUGGCCCAUUUUGACAACGUGACGACAUACUCAUUUGACAAGCACAAUUCUCGCAUAUUAUUGGCGUAUAAUAUGCGAAAAUUGUGCUAGCCAACGAUUAUUUUAUACUAUAGAUAAGUUACUUGCAUACAAAAUCACCACAAAAAGUGAUCCGAAUUUAGCUACUCCAUUGAGCGCACACGUUUACAAUUUAAAUUAAGACAAAUAGCCACUGUUCGCCUCAGUUUUGACGCCUUAGUGACAUAUCUAAUCGUAUUCUAAAUCUAUAGUGUUAACUAUGUACUUUAAUUUUGACUUAUUAUUUGGUCUGGAGUAUAACUUUUUGAUAUGAUAUUGCGUUGCGUUCCAGAGUAGCUUGCCUUUGUGCACCAGUUUUAAACUUUUUAUCAUACACAAUUUUUCGUUUUAAUAAUUUUCUUUUAAUUUUAUCAAUUAAUUUAGUUGUAAGUAUUUUAUGAUUUCAGCAUUUUUUUCGUUUUGCGUUAGCUUCCUUCCGUAUUACACAAUAAUGUUAGUUGUUUGUAUAAAUGUAAAUCUGAUAUUUUUAGACAGAGUAACGAAAUGUGCUGAAUAAAUACUUAGUAAUCACGUGAACUUAGUCGGUAAUGAUUGAAAGAUUUGUAAUUUUAGAUAUUAAUGAUAAAAAAAUAAAUAAUAGUUAUGGUAUGUA
Messenger RNA from Bicyclus anynana (squinting bush brown), 5320 nucleotides. Its product is annotated as longitudinals lacking protein-like. Gene Ontology annotation, cellular component: nucleus. NCBI's taxonomy places the organism in Eukaryota, Metazoa, Arthropoda, Insecta, Lepidoptera, Nymphalidae. Gene Ontology annotation, molecular function: protein binding. The coding region runs from base 177 to 563 and encodes 128 amino acids. The record is from RefSeq and is a predicted model, not a curated record. Gene Ontology annotation, biological process: regulation of transcription by RNA polymerase II. The transcript is spliced from 5 exons.